Molecule: messenger RNA, 1089 nt
Organism: Porites evermanni
Lineage: Eukaryota; Metazoa; Cnidaria; Anthozoa; Scleractinia; Poritidae
Source: the annotation of a GenBank genome assembly
CAAAACAAUGCAAGUCACCUCGAGAGGAAAAACGCAAAGUUUUAUAUCGCAUUUCGAUAUUUUGAACAACUUUCAAUGGCCACUAACAAUCUGAUCGCCCUCACAGCUUUAGCAAGCUACAGUGGACACCAAGUUGUUGUACCUUUUGUAAAUAAUUCAAUGUUUUUUGGUUAUAAAGUGAGCAGUGAUGACACUCAAACACUGGCAUUGUACUACAAUCUGAGCGCAUUUAACAACACGCUACGUUCACACGGAUACAGCACUUUGGUGAGCUGGGAAAGAUUUCAGAAUGUUUGCCGAGACAAGUUAGACUUGCUGAUAAGAUUUAGUCAUGGUGAAGAAGCUUCACGCCGACAACAAACAACGGAACUUCAAGGUUUUCAAACUAGAUUUGGCUUCAAUAUAUCGAAAACUGUUCGCGUGGAUUCCGGAAUGCUUCGAUCUGUUGAAUCUUUUCUUGACAAAGUGGUCAACGGAAGUACAUGUAUUGGGAUUCAGCAGUGGAGAGGAAACGGAACAGGAUUAAAUCGAGCCUUCUUUGCACUUCCAAACAAUAUUUAUCCUUCCCUUUCAAAGUCCCAUUUAUCAUUCAAUGAGAAACUUUUGGAAAUCGCCGAUGACUUUAUAAAUAAGACUCUAGGUUCGAACUAUAUUUCCCUUCAUAUGCGCACGGAAGGGAUUUUAAAGCGUUCCGGUGGUAAUUUUACCACUUUAGUCAAUUGUAUUAAGAAACAGGUAUCACUGGUUAAGAACAUUGGAGCCCGUCAUCCUAAUUACAAUAAACUUUUUGUUGCUGCAGAUUUUACAGCGUUUGGUUCGCAGUCUCGUUGGGUCUCAGAAGCACGCAGUAGAGCCUCUUUGCUCUUAAACCACUUAAAUGAACUGUUCCAAAAAAUUAUAUUUUUUCAGCCGCAUUUCUAUAAUCUUAGAGACAAUGGAGCCGUGGCCAUUGUUGAAAUGGCUGUCCUUGCUUCAGGGAAACAGUUAUUCUUAACCGGAGGGGGGAGUUUUGAAUAUUUCAUAAGAACACAGUUUAUGAAAAGAAGCCCAAACGGUUAUGAUAAAGUGCAUGGGGUGUGUAUGUCGUAG